AUGCCUUCUAAGUUGAGCAUUGUUCUCUCGUUCUGUUUCUUGUGGCCCGCGGUUCUAGCCGCUGCGACGCCAAAAUAUUAUCUGUCAUUGAAAGGAAUGAAACAAGGACAGCUGUAUCACAAUAACGUCACCUCUCUUACCAACGUUGUCCAAAUUCUGGGCUUCAACUUCUCAGCUUCGGAACCUCGGGAUAUUGCCUCAGGGUUGCCGACCGGCAAAUCUACAUUCACCCCCGUGUCGCUGUACAAGGAGAUGGACAUGUCCUCACCUCUAUUAAUGCAAGCCUUGACAACGAAUGAGAUCUUCCAAGCCACGAUCACUGCUGUAGACCCAGCCACGAAUGGCAAUCUGGCCACCACAUUCGCCUGGAAACUCACAAACGGAGGCUUGACGAGCGUUUCAUAUGGGGCUGGAUCAACACAGAUGGUUGAGUCCAUCGCGAUGGUCUUUCAGAAGCUCGAAAUUGACGCAACAGCGGGUGGUAGUACUGUGUCUACUUUGUUCAACUGGCAGACUCCAAUUGCAUAAUGGGUGAAGCGCUAUUUGUAUGGUCGGCUUUCAGGCAAUCCAUUGCCGCUGUGAGUAUUUUAAGUGAGG
Hyaloscypha bicolor E is the source of this 597-nucleotide messenger RNA. RefSeq lists its product as uncharacterized. The record is from RefSeq and is a predicted model, not a curated record. The coding region runs from base 1 to 528 and encodes 175 amino acids. The transcript is spliced from 3 exons. NCBI's taxonomy places the organism in Eukaryota, Fungi, Ascomycota, Leotiomycetes, Helotiales, Hyaloscyphaceae.